GCCAUACUUGCACUUCCAUUUUAUGAACCAAAGAGAUAAUGCCUCAAGCUAAUUGCUAUAAAUAUGACUCUUUGAUAGCCUAAUUUCUAACUGAUAUAACCAUUCUAGAGCACUAGUUUUCCAGGGCUUCCUAUGGCUCUCUCCAUUCCAUUUUCUGGCAGCAGCCAUGCUUCAUUCCUUUGUUUGCUCAUGUUUGUAUUAAUGUACUUGAAGGGGGCACCGGUUUACGGAGCGAAAAAAGAACAUGAUAAGCCCUACCAUGUUGUAAAUGUGAAGUCCCUGGAUCCAAAUCCAUAUUGCAUAGAAUCCACAAAGGAUCAGAGGAAAAGGGAGUCGCUAAAAGUUGUUCAAAGGCAUGGCCCAUGCUCUCGUAUGAACGAAGCCCGAACCAGUGCUCCAACCCUUGUUGAAAUCAUGUCUCAUGACCAGGCUCGGGUUGACUCACUUCAACAUCGCCUCCAUGUCAACUCGGACCGGAACAAUCUCAACGACUCCAAAGCCACCCUCCCGGCCAAGCCCGGGCGAUCAAUCGGCAGCGCCAAUUACGUCGUCACAUUAGGACUUGGAACCCCCAAAAAAGACCUUACCCUUAUAUUUGACACCGGUAGCGACGUUACAUGGAUUCAAUGCCAGCCGUGCAUGAGUUGCUACGAACAGCAAGAACCCAUCUUCAACCCCUCCGACUCCCAAACCUACAAAAACGUCAGUUGCACCUCACCACAGUGCUCCCCAGACCUCAAACUUGGCUGCACAAGAUCCACCAAAACCUGCGUCUAUGCGGUCGUCUACGGCGACGGGUCCUUCACCCUCGGACUCUACGCCACCGAAACCUUAACCCUAACCCCCUCCGACGUCUUCCCCGGCUUCGCCUUCGGCUGCGGCCUAAACAACACCGGCCUCUUCAGUGGCGCAGCCGGCUUGCUCGGCCUCGGCCGCGGCCCCGCCUCCCUCAUCACGCAAACCGCCUCGAAGUACGGAAGCUAUUUCUCCUACUGUCUUCCCACAUCAUCUUCCUCAUCAGGAACUCUGGUAUUUGGAAAAGACGGCGGAAGUGGAACAACAAACUCCGCUGGUAUAAACUACACAACCUUAUCGGCCAACUCGAACGGCCCGUCGUUUUACUUCAUCGAAGUCACGGGGAUCAAAGUCGCCGGAGAGCUGCUACCGAUCUCUCAAUCCGUGUUCAGUUCUGCCGGCACUAUAAUAGACUCCGGAACCGUCAUUACACGGCUGCAGCCGGCGGCGUACGAUGCCCUCCGGACGGGGUUCCGGCAACUGAUGAUGAACUACACGAUGACCCAGGGCGUGUCGCUGUUCGACACGUGCUACGACUUCAGCGGUCGCGACAAGGUGGUGGUUCCGAAGAUAAGCUUCUUGUUCGCCGGAGACAUCGAGGUUCCGAUCGAGUUAGUGGGGAUACUCUACAAAGUUGGUCCGUCAAGGUUUUGUCUUGCGUUCGCAGGAAACAGUGAUGCCUCGGACGUGGGCAUAUUCGGGAACGUGCAGCAGCAGACUUUGGAUGUGGUUUAUGAUGUUGCUGGUGGAAAGCUAGGGUUUGGGAGUGGAGGGUGUUCGUAGUUACAGAAAAAAGAUUUCGGCUUUGUGUGCGGCUAUCGAGGCCGAGCUGGGUGGUUGCCCCAACUCAGUCUCUGGCACACGUGGCAAGAUAUAAAUAGAUGGUUGACACUACGUCAGCGUGCUAUGUUUCAUAAAACAAUUAUUAAGAAAAUAAGACUUGAUUCAGCUUUUGGUAGCAAGAACGAAAUCAAGGUUAAAAGGGCAAUUAAAUCCCCUUAUAAAA
This is a messenger RNA of Rhododendron vialii, 1801 nucleotides long. RefSeq names its product aspartyl protease family protein At5g10770-like. The coding region runs from base 133 to 1578 and encodes 481 amino acids. Lineage: Eukaryota; Viridiplantae; Streptophyta; Magnoliopsida; Ericales; Ericaceae. The record is from RefSeq and is a predicted model, not a curated record. Gene Ontology annotation, biological process: proteolysis. Gene Ontology annotation, molecular function: aspartic-type endopeptidase activity. The transcript has 3 exons.